Molecule: messenger RNA, 1893 nt
Organism: Daktulosphaira vitifoliae (grape phylloxera)
Lineage: Eukaryota; Metazoa; Arthropoda; Insecta; Hemiptera; Phylloxeridae
Product: transmembrane protein 135-like
Exons: 8
Coding region: 217-1584 (455 amino acids)
Source: RefSeq, a predicted model, not a curated record
AAUGACAUUCUUAUUAAUAGUAAUAGUAUAUUACAAUACAAAUUUCAGAUAAUCUGUGAUAAUAUUUCAGCAAGUUGUACUAAAGAGACUAGAAAGUAUGAUGCAUCGUCUAGCCAACAUCCAAAAUUUAAUAAAAUUUGUUUAAAAGUGAACAUUUUUUUUUAAUAUUAAAAAAAAUUAGAAUUUAAACCAUUUUAUUUUUUAAACAUUAUCAUCAUGACAGUGGCUAGCAAAGUUCUACAAACAAUUGAUACCUCAUGCUAUGAGUAUAUGCAUCCAUGGGUUACAUCUUGCUCGGAUGCUAGUGCAAGUUUAUUUAUUCAUUCAGUUCAAGCUUCCUUUCGUAUAUAUUUGACCACAUAUAUGUUAACAUUACUUAUGAAAGGCCGUAAGCCUACAAAAAAGGAGCUUAUUAAAACUUUUUAUAGUAUUCUACAAUCAACUGCAUUCCUAAGUUGUCAUGCAUUUGGUUUUUCAUCAGCAGUCUGCUUACUUAGAAGAAUAAUUGGAAAUUUUAAUGUGUUAUCAGUAGCCUUUUUGCCAUGUUUUCUAACUUGCAUAAUUGCUAUUCUUAUUGAAAGGCCUUCUAGAAGAGGAUUACUCACUCUUUAUGUUACUAAUGUGGCUUCAGAAACAUUUUAUAAAAUGAUGGUAAGCCGUGGAAUAAUAAAACCUAUACCUUUUGGAGAUUUAAUUAUAUUUGGAUCUGCUAUAACAUUAUUACUAUAUUGUUAUCGAGGUCAACAUAAUAAAGCUGAUUCAAUCUACUCUCUUUUGAGAUUUGUUGUUGGCCAUUGUGAAGAAAAUGAAUACAUUAAACCUUCCUUAACUUCUCAAGAAACUCCAAUAAAUGUCACUUCAGAUCAGAAUAUGAUUAAAAAGUUUAUUGAAGACAUUAAGGCUUCUUACUUCACUUUGGAUAAUCAAUUAAAAAAAUUAUGGGUUAAUGAAACAUGUCCACAUCCUAAUGGAUGUUUACAUUAUAUAUCUAAUUCUGGCACAAAGAUAUUUCUUGUUGGUUAUACAUUACAAUUGUGCUUGAAAUCAUUAUUGCAAGCUAAAAAAGUUAUACGUAAGCCUACCUAUAUUUUAAAUAUAAUGAUAAAGCCUGAUACAUUUAGUUUGGGAGCAUUUCUUGGAGGAUUUUCUACUAUUUAUAAGUUUGUUUCAUGUUUUACUAGACGAAUACUUGGAAAAGAUUCUAAGUAUAUUUGUAUUCCAGCUGGAUCUUUAGCUAGUCUAACUUUUUGUAUGUACCGUAGUAAUACAAUUGCCUUAUAUUUUAUGUUAAAGUCAUUGCAGAUAAUGUACAACAAAGGUUCAAACGGUAAAAUAUUACCAGAUAUACCACAAGCCAAUGUGCUUAUUUAUUGUUUUUCGACUGCUAUAUUAUUUCAUGCUGCAAUACUAGAGCCACAGAAUUUACGAUCAUCUUAUUGGAAAUUUUUACAAUCUGUAUCUGGAGGUUGUGUGGGACUAAUGGAUCGACAUUGUUUAGAUGCUUUCGGCCUAAGAUCUAGUGAAUCACUUGAAAAAGUGUUAAUGAAGCAUAAGCCUGUUCCAUUACAGUUAAUCCAAUUUUAAUUUAAUUAAUAUUUGAAAAAUAUGAAUUUUAACAAUUUAUGUAGAAAAAUGUUUAUUUAUUUUUUUUUUAUCAAUAUUUCACAUAUGUGAGAUGAUAUAGAAUUUAGGAUGACAAAUAUUGAUAUAUAAUAGUAAAAUUUUAGUUACAAGGUAUCCAAAGUGGAAGUAUUGCAUAAAAAUAAUAUUUGUUAUAUACGUGUACUUGUUUAAAAAUUUUAUUUGGUUUCAAACUUGAGAUAUACUAUUGUUUAUUUUUAAUUUGUUAAAGUUUUUAUGGGUAUUAAAUUCUUAUUUUUGUAAAAUAUUCUU